This is a messenger RNA of Musa acuminata AAA Group (dessert banana), 6204 nucleotides long. RefSeq names its product pentatricopeptide repeat-containing protein At1g09900-like. The coding region runs from base 523 to 2736 and encodes 737 amino acids. The transcript is spliced from 3 exons. Lineage: Eukaryota; Viridiplantae; Streptophyta; Magnoliopsida; Zingiberales; Musaceae. Gene Ontology annotation, molecular function: protein binding. The record is from RefSeq and is a predicted model, not a curated record.
ACGGGUCAAAGUGAAAACAAGCGAAAACCGACGCGUCGCGAUCUCGAAGCGUUGCUCGCAUCUCCCCUUCCCUCCUCGUCUCCUGUGGGUUUCAGGCCCACAAAAGAGGCGCGCCACCAUAAAUCCUACCAUAUCGAUCGCCUCCCCCGACGCCGAUCCUUUCGACUCGAUCGGUUUCCCGAGAUCCAUGUCACGUCUUAAUCUUUACGGCAUAGCACGAUGCCAAUGUUCGUUCCAGUUCAAGGUCAGCCGAUUCUUGCCUCCUGUUCUUUCGUGUGUGAAUCAAUUGGUAAUGGCCUUUGUAAUAGUCCAUCAUGCGCUUCGAGAUUUCUCUUUCCAGCUUAAUCUUUUAUGCGGGGAUUGGUGGGAAUUCUUGUUAUGACAUGUUCUGCUGCUUCCACCUACGGUCGCGAUUGAUAUUUUAUGCGCAAUAAGUUGUAAUUCAUCUUUACCUGGUGGUCAAUUCUCUUUUGCGGUAGGCUCGACGGGAACGGAAUUCUUGCCCUUCACUUGUUCGAUGAAAUGACAGCAAAGUCUCCAAUCUUCGUUAUUCGGAGGCAUCUUCCCAUCUGGGUCUCCCUAAAUUAUCGUUCUUACACAAUUGCAAGUGCUGCACUUGUUCAGGGUCCUCCCAAAGAUGACAAAGACGCUCCAGAUUCUGCUGAGUUUGUAUCUGCGGUACAUGUGCUUAAGAAUCGGCUUCAUCCCGACAGACUUGUUCAUGUCUUGGAUUCUACAUCUGAUGUGACCUUGGCUCUUAAGGUGUUUAAGUGGGCUUCAAGGCAGAAAAGGUUCCAGCAGACAGCUGAGACUUAUGCCCAUAUGAUUUUUAAGUUGGGAAUGGUGGGAGAUCACGAAGAAAUGGAGGUUCUUUUGAACGAGAUGGUUAAUUUACAACUUCAAAAUAUAGAACAGACCUUUGAUUACUUGAUCCAUGCAUUUUGUAAAAAUUAUAGGCCUGUAGAAGCUUUACAGGUUUUCAAAAUUUCAAAUUUGGCAAAACACAGGGUAUCAGUCUCAACAUGCAACGCAUUAUUAGAUGCUUUUGCUUCACAGGGUGGAAAUUUUUGCUCGUUGAUGUUUGUCUAUAAGGAAAUGGUCAAAGCAGGGAUUCUUCCAGAUGUUGAAACAUUGAAUCACUUAAUAAAGGGUUUAUGUGACAUUGGGUGCUUGGACUUAGCGCUAACCCAGUUUCAUAGGAUGGAUAAGAAGCAGUGCUUUCCAAACAGCCAGACAUUUGAGAUACUCAUUAAAGCUCUUUACACUAGUGAACGAGCAGACAAAGCAGUUGAGUUAUUGAAUCAGAUGCUGGAUCUACAAAUCUCUCCACAUUUUGAUUUCUAUAAUAGUAUUAUACCUCUUCUUUGCGGCAUCAACAGAUUCAAAGAAGUCAUUAAGUUGCUUAGAAUUAGGGAAGAUGCAGGUGGCAAUCUGGAUUUACAUUUGUAUAGCUAUCUGAUUAAUUGUUUGUCUGCCAAUCAACAAAUAGAGAGUGCUGUAGAACUUAUUCGUAAAAUCACAAACUCAGGCCUUGCUCCUUUAACUAAUAUGUACAUGGAUAUUGUGGAUGGUUUCUGCAACAUUGGGAAGUUCACUGAAGCCAUGAGCUUCCUGGAUGAAGGACGAGUUUUGGAAAUCGAGCCUUACAACACCUUGCUCAAAGGUUUCUGCGAUGUCAGCAGAUAUCAGGAGGCAACUGUUUACUUGAAGAAAAUGGCUGAAGGGGGUUUGACUAAUGUUUUAUCGUGGUAUAUUCUUAUAAAAGGACUUUGUGAGGAAGGGCUUGUCAGAAAAGCAUUUCAAGUUAUGGGAAGAAUGAUUAUUUCUUCUUCUUCUUCUUUUGUGGUUGAUGGAACUAUUUAUUCUGCUAUUAUAACUGGGUACUGUAAGAUCGGUGCAUAUGAGAAUGCUUUAAGUAUCUUUAGACUGUCCUGUUUGUAUGACCUCUCUUUAGAUUCAGAGUCAUGCUCGCAGUUGAUUGAGGGUUUGUGUGUUGUGAAGAAGAUCCAAGAAUCUGCUGAGGUAUUUUACCACAUUAUUGGUAAAGGUGAUUUGCUUACUAGUAAUGCACUAAGUGAAUUAAUUCAAGGCAUCUGUCACAAUGGAAAGGUGCAGGAAGCCAUCAAAAUGCGUUCUCUCGCUGUUUUUAAUGGCUCAUCUUCUAAUUCAGUCACAAUUUCCACAAUAUUGCUUGGUCUCUUAGAUUUGAACAAGGAAAAAGAUAUCUUAACAUUCCUUUCCCAGAUUUUGGUUGAAGGAUGUGCAUUGGAUGUGAAGACAUACUGCAUUCUCAUUCAUGGCUUGUGUUCCAAGUUUAUGAUGAGAGAGGCUGCAAUUUUGUUCAACCAAAUGGUUCAUGACAGCUUUAUUCCUAACUCUGAAACACUUGAGCUACUCGUGGUUAGACUGGCAAGUUGUUCGCAAUUGCAUUUGGUCAUGCAUAGUUUAGAUAGCCUGAUCAAGAAAUGUGGACUACUAAGUCCCACAAUGUGUAACGCAGUAAUAUAUAGUCUCAUGAAAGAGGGACACAAGCAUGAGGCCCGUAACUUUUUGGACACAAUGCUUGAUAAAGGGUGGGUCCCAGAUGCUGAGACCCAUGUUUUGCUUGUUGGAAAUAAUAAUAAAAAUGGAAGGAAUGAAAAUGAUGAUGUAUUUAAAGCUCUUGGUGAUGACAAAGUGAGCAAAAUAUUAGCUGAGGGGCUGGAAGAUUUUGACAAUCACAUGGCUUUGAGAUGAAUAGUGCCCUAUAGCAUAUACUUUCCUCUUCUGAAUUCUUUUCAAGUCUAGGCAGUUUUGAAAGAUUGCUCUUUGCUUUCCAUGAGCCGAACUGCAACUUCAAAUUGGAAUUUUACUUGACCACGAGGAACUCUUUGAUAUUGGAUGGCAAAUAUGUCUCUCAAACUUCUAUUUGAAGAUUGGGGUUACUCUGGCUGGGAACUUGUCAUCAAUUUUGGGGGGCUGGUGAUAAACCCAUAGUUGAUCACUAGAUGUCAAAUUCUCAUUGUGCCGUAUUGAUUUUAAUUGGUGCUCUGUAGCUCAAACCUAUAUGGGAAACGUUCUUAAGAGAGAAUUAUGACUACCAUGACAAAAUAUGUCAUUCUUGAGUGAUAUAUAAUCUGCAAUUCUGCAUGCGACCUUAUUCGAGUUUGAAAUCAGAUUUUCAUUUGUGAUGGCCUCAUAAUUCAUUAGGUACUAGAACAAGCUAUGUUGCGGUGUGUUGGAAUAGGCUUCCAACUUUUGGUCGGUUGCAUCAUAAUCAUCACUCAGACUGAUGGAUGUCCUAUUUGUAAGCUCUAGAUUGGCUCACCUAAUCAUAUCUUCUUUAAAUGCUUCUUUCCUCAAACCUUUUGGGAUGAUCUCCAGUUGAAGUUUGGCCUCCACCAUCAAUUUUUUGACUUUUUGAAUCAAGGACCUGGUUGGAAGAAAGCAGAGGUUUUGACAAACCUAAUUCCAAAUGGAUUCUCAGCCUCAUCUCUAUUGGAUUGUGAACUCUUUGGUUGAACAAGAAUGAAGCCAAACAUUGUCACCACAAGGCCAGGCCUUCCAACCUUAGUUCUGAGCAGAUCAAUAGGCAGAAUGACAGUAUCAGUCUCUGCACCUGUAGGGAACAUGACCUCACCCUGGAAUGUGAUGGAUCUCUCACUCUGUCCUGAUGCAGGUAUUUAAUUUAUAGUCGAAGACUCUACCAACUCAGUAAAGGUGGCUGUUUACGCUCACGGUAAAUCUCAUACUGCCUUGGAGGCUGAAGGUCUAGCAAUAUCUGAAGGGCUGAAGUAUGCAGAGUAGGUGAACAUGUCUAAAAUUUUGGGCUGCACAGAUGCAACUGACAGUUAAUUUUGUUAAUGGGGUCAAGGGCACUCAUUGGCACCUGAAAGCUAUUGUCUCUAACAUAGCAGAGCAUUGCAAAAGGUUGCAGGGAGCAAAGUUAUGGUAAUUCCCAUGAUACCUUACUGAUUCAGGUUUUUGACUUCCUGACUGGAUGUGUAGAGCCCUAUCUAGACGAGAACUGGAGUCACACUGCCUCUUGAAUUUAACAAUCGUUGUUGUUCGACUUGUUUGUACAAUAAAUAGCACUCAUAUGGCUGGUUUAGUUCAGCAUUUGACGAAAAAGAAGCUUGGAGAUGUGGCAAUGGCAGCUUUGAUUGUUCAUGGGAAGCUAUUUAGACACUUCCACAUACGGUUAUGUGCAGCAUAACGAUUCAUUCUUUAAUAGAUACGUGAAAGAUUUGGUUGAUUCAUUUUCUAUUUCAUAAUCUCCAGAAGCGAAUGUGACAGGUUUAAUCGUAUGUAACUCAGUUGCAACUCUACUAGAAGGUGAUGACGUCUCAAUUAUUGAUGAUCAAAAUGAGCUAUUCAAUUGCCUGUAACAAUUGCAGAAAAUUGGUCUUCUGGAUGAGGUGAAAGAAAAUGAAAGCUCUCCUAAAUCUUCAUGUUCUUCCAAGAAAAAAGAGAGUAAAUUUGCUGGCUUUCAGGUGCUGUCAGCUCAUCUAUCAGUAUGUCCCCCAGGUAAAGCAGAUUCCAAACAGAAGAUUGCAUUUUGCUUUCUAGGACCUCUAAGCCUUUAGGUAGAUGCAAACUUAUGGAUUGUAUAAUGAGAUUGUUUUAUUUCCUUUUCUGGUACCAUAUGAUGGAUGAGGUUCUUUGAGUUAAACAUCACAAAUUCUACUGAAAGAUACUUGUAACCAGUGAAAGUAGAGAAAGAAGUCCUUGUACUAUGAUUUUGCCAUAAAUUGUUCCAGUAAUUAUGCGAAUAUGACUGACAAUGUCCGCUUUGGACAAUCCCAUCUCUGUAGUGGCUGGGUUGACUAUCUCCUUUGCUCAUCCAAGCUGCAAUAUUUGUUUCACCAUUAGAAGGGAAUCAGAUUAGCAAUUUGAUGCAAGCUGCUCCUUCUUCAAUGGACUGUGUACACAAGUUGGAGAUAAUUUUCUCCUAUUAGAUUGCCGUCUCUCCCUCACUUGAGGUUUGAGUUGUCUAUGACUGAAGAUGAAAGUUACUGAUCAUGAACAGGUUCUGUGACAGCUACGCUUCCUGACUGAUUCAGGUCCUCCAGGAUAUGAAAUCAUGCCUCUGAUGAAGAAGCAUAAAACAUAUGAAGGGUGGAAGUCAACAUCACCCAAGGUACGAAUGGACAACAAACACAUUUUUCAAUAUGCAUACUAUGCUACUAAUUUGGGAUGACUUGACUAUGGCAUAUCUUCUACACAUGAAUUAAUUGAAAUUGAAUUGAAGUCAACCUUUCUCAAAGGAUGAGAAAAGGUAAAAUAAGAGGUGGCGGGAAGCCAGUGGAAGCAAGGUGAACAUUGAGUAGCUUCAAGCUAUCUCGGAGAAGACUCAUCAUCCUCACCCUGUUUAAGAACAGAGCACAGCACCUGCUUGGAAAUGUAUGUCUCAAGUUCCCUUGAAACCUCUGUCAGUUUUGGGUCGAAGCUGCUCCUGUACUUUUGAGGCCUUGGAGAAGGAGACCCUGAGAAUCUCCGCCUGGGGCUGGAGAGACGUCUGCUUGGUGAACUUGGAAACCACCCCCUCGGGACAACAGGUGUCGUGUCUCUAAGGAUCACCUUCUUCGCUUCUGGGUUCAUCAAUGGUCCCUGUUUCAUCUCCAGCGGCAGUGGUUUCAGUGGUGAUAUGGACAGUCCAGUCGCUACAAUGGGUGUCAAUUUCUGUCUCAUUCUCUCCCUUGCUCUCUCAGCUGCCAUCAGUGUCUUCUCCUUGCUCAUUUUGAUCAGUUUCCAUGGGUCGAUGUGGAAUUCUGUCUUCUUGUUUGGAGUUGAGGAGUCUGAAUCUUUUUCGAUUCUUAUCGAUAAUCUUUGGGUGCUCUGCGAGUAGAUGGAAAUUUCUCCUUUCAAGUCACAUGAAGAUAGUCUCCUAGCUACAGCAAAAUCAGGCAUGUGGUGAUCUUACUUGGCUUUUUUCAGAUUUGUGACAUCGGAACCGAGACAGCAGAGUGGGUCUUUCUGGUGAGUCUAAGUCAUCGCUUUCAUCCGAAGAUGAAUACAACUCAUCAAAUGGAUCAACUGACUGGCUUUGUUCUCUCAUUGCCAGGAUGUAAUCGUAUGUUCUCAUUCCCUGCAGUCAUAGUUAAAACAGAUAUUACACAAAUUAGCAAAAUCCAGAAGCAAGUCUAGCGGAUUUCAUCUUCUUUAUCACUUGUGGUUCGACUUACUUUUAAGGUUUGAAAUUAUCUUCAUGCUUGCUUUAUAUUC